CGACCACCACCUGCUCGACCAUCCUCCGCCCUGCCACACGCGUCGCCAUGGCCGGCGCCGGCGCGCCGCCGCGCGGGUCCGACGUGGACUUCGCCGACGUCUUCGGCGGCCCGCCCCGCCGUUCCUCCGGGAGCGAGCGCGUGCGGCGCUCCUCGCUGGACUCGUCCGCGUCGAGGGCGCGAAGCGGGGCCGAGGAGAGGCCCGUGUUCGGGGACCGGACCAGCUCCGGCUCGGCCUCCAGGGCGCGCAGCGGGGCGGAGAGCGGGCUCGGUGACAGGCCCGUGUUCGGGGAGCGCACCAGCUCCGAACGGAGGCAGCUCGGGCAGGAGUUCUACAGGGACAUAUUCCCGGGCGGUGAGCCCAUGUCCCCCAGGCGGGGCGGCUCCUCCGGCGAUCGGGACGUGUUUGGCGCGCCGGCGUCGCCCGGGCCCACGACCCCGGGCCGCCUGCGGUCGAGCUUCUCCAUGAAGUUCAGCAGAGGUGUGGACAAUUCGGUGCCUACUUCUCCAUCCCGCCAUAUAUCCAACAAAAAUGAUGAUGACACGCCUUAUGCUUACAGUGUUCCAGCUUCACCGAAUUCAUCCACAAGCAGUUUUCUUGCCCAAGGGGCAUCGCAGCAGGAUUCAAAGAAGAAUACCUUUUCAUGGCAUCGAUAUCCUUUCCUUUCCCGGUUCCGUUCUCAAAGUGGAGAUAAGAAGGACACUUCUCAAUAUGAUAACUCUAUGGCCAGUGAAUGUGAAUGGACUCCUGUUGGCUCAGAAAGCUUCACCAACAGUAACAAGUUCCAUUUUUCAUUCUAUAAGUGGGCUGGUAAAGGAGCUUUGUUGAUGUUGCCAGCUAGUGUUCAAGAAAAAGAUGGGAAUAUUAUUGGAGUUAGAAGCUUCCCUCAAGUUGUUGUGCAAGGCAUUGACCUAAUCGAUGAGGAAGAAAGCAUGUCAACCGCCACGGCUGCAUCAAAAAGUCAGACUGACUAUGAAGAUUACAAGUCUGGGAAGGAUGAGUUGUUUGAAAGAAAACAUAGUAUAAACUCAACAACCAAGGAUGAAGCUAUUUCUUUAGUCUUUGAUGAGUACAUGCAGGGUGCUAAAACCAAAGAAACAGGAACAAAGUCUGGUACCAGUAAUGCGAAGAGCAAUGUAUCAGCAGCUAGCCCUAGGACACAACGUUCACGACCACCUUCAGGAGAGAAAAGUCGUGGCACCAGAGUGCUGAAGGAUUUCAUCAAAAUAUUUAGUCCUGAGAGCUCACCAAAACGAAAAGGAGCACCUGAAGCUCAAGAUCAGAUAUUCAGUGGAAAAAAUGGAAGCAAAUGUGGAGUUGAAGAUAAAUUUAGCAUAUCUGGUUUGGAGGCUGAUGAGGAUAUUAAGACAGAUAGAACAAGCAAUCGGAAUGCAUUUUCUGCUGCACCUUCUCAAAUGAGUGAAGUACAAUCUAAGACGGAGAAACCGGUCCUUACAGUGGAUAAUGAAAUGCACACAAGAACAGGCAAACCCGCAGGAAAGGAAGAUGUUAAACCACCAUCUCCUGAUGAGUCGAUCCAUGUUGAAACAGAAGAAAAAGUGUGUGACACAAUAGGUCAUGAAGAGAGUCACAUGGAAGAUCUUGAAGGAUGUGUGGUUGAACAGUUCGACGAAGGUCAGAUUCUUCAAGAUGACAAGGAAAAGGAGCAAAUAAAGAUAUCUGAAUCCAAAAUCCGGGAAUGGUCACGGGGAAAAGAAGGAAACAUUCGGUCAUUGCUUUCCACACUGCAACUUGUUCUCUGGCCUGAGAGUGGAUGGAAACCAGUUCCAUUGGUUAACAUAAUUGAAGCAGCUGGGGUUAAGAAAGCUUAUCAGAAGGCAUUGUUAUGUCUUCAUCCAGAUAAGUUGCAACAGCGGGGAGCUGCUGUGCAUCAAAAGUACAUAGCAGAAAAGGUUUUUGACAUUCUACAGGAGGCAUGGAAGGAGUUCAAUUCAGUCAGUUUUGGAUAGUAUUUCAUAGCUUUUACAUUGGUUUGGUUCCACCAUACUUUCUGGGGACAUGGUGCUUCCUGUCCAGCUUGUCUAAACUGUCUCCAGCAGUGCCAAAAUGAAGAUGGAUAAGCUUAACUAAGAUAUUUGUGUAUGGGUAGCCAUGGUACGACGACAUUUUUUUAAGAUGAUGAACCGUGCUCUAUGAUUUUGUUUUCGUGUA
Molecule: messenger RNA, 2172 nt
Organism: Lolium rigidum
Lineage: Eukaryota; Viridiplantae; Streptophyta; Magnoliopsida; Poales; Poaceae
Product: J domain-containing protein required for chloroplast accumulation response 1-like
Exons: 9
Coding region: 48-1970 (640 amino acids)
Biological process (GO): clathrin-dependent endocytosis; clathrin coat disassembly
Cellular component (GO): vesicle; cytoplasm; intracellular membrane-bounded organelle
Molecular function (GO): clathrin binding
Source: RefSeq, a predicted model, not a curated record